Messenger RNA from Daldinia childiae, 2373 nucleotides. Its product is annotated as Oxygen-dependent choline dehydrogenase. NCBI's taxonomy places the organism in Eukaryota, Fungi, Ascomycota, Sordariomycetes, Xylariales, Hypoxylaceae. The transcript is spliced from 5 exons. Gene Ontology annotation, molecular function: oxidoreductase activity, acting on CH-OH group of donors; flavin adenine dinucleotide binding; hydrolase activity. The record is from RefSeq and is a predicted model, not a curated record. Bases 1 to 2373 code for a protein of 790 amino acids.
AUGUCUACCAUCGACACCGCUUCCACCGCCAACCUAAGUAUGGAUUAUGACUACAUUAUCGUUGGAGGCGGGACAGCCGGGCUUGUAGUUGCGUCAAGGUUAACCGAAGAGAAAGAUGUUCGCGUCUUGGUUCUUGAAGCCGGUGCGAACCGCCUAAGAGAUCCGAAAAUCUCUAUUCAAGGCCUUGCCGCUGCGACGUACUUUGACCCGGAUUAUGAUUGGUGUAUCACUACAAAACCUCAAGUAGGACUUAACAACCGUAGGCUAGCACAGCCUCUGGGUAAAACUCUGGGCGGUUCGUCGGCUAUCAACUUGGGUAUGGCUGUAUACCCGUCUAAAUCUGGCUUUGACACAUGGGAAAGACUGGGAAAUCCAGGCUGGGGAUGGAAAACUAUGGAAAGUUAUUUCCGCAGGUUCCAUACAUUCACCGAUCCUCAAGCGAAGCUCAAAGACGAGUUCAUGCUUGAUUACUUGAAUGGCGUUCACGGCACAGAUGGACCCAUCCAGAUCUCUUACGGUAGUGAGGAAGGCUUCCCCCCCUUUUCCCAAGCCUGGCCCCGGGCAUGGUCCGCUCUGUGUAAGCCUAUUGACGGCGAUCCUAUCGCUGGUAUGUCUAUCGGGGCUUUCAACAAUGCCGCUACGCUUCAUCCAACAACUAAAGAGAGGAGUCAUGCCGGAAAUGCGUACUUUUCGGACAAAGUCGCUCAACGACCAAACCUACGCGUCAUCACAGAAGCACUCGUCGAGAAGAUUCUCUUUGUUAAACGAACUGACGGUCCUGACAAGCUUCGGGCCACCGGAGCCGCAUUUAUUGGGAAAGAUGGCCGGAGACGGCAGGUUUCUGCCACACGCGAGGUGAUUCUAGCGGCCGGCGCAGUCAAGUCUCCUCAGCUGCUUGAGCUCUCAGGAAUUGGUGGGAAGGAUAUACUUGAAAAGUACGGGAUUGGUUGCCUUCUAGACAAUCCUAAUGUUGGCGAAAACUUCCAGGAUCAUGGUUUCGUACCGUUUUCCUGGGAGGUAACCGACCCGAUAACGUCAGGCGAUCAGAUGCGAGACCCAAGAGUCAUUGAAGCAACUAUGGCGGCUUACCAGGAGGCUAGAGCAGGUCCCUUGUCUGUGAACGCACUUGCAUCGGCCUUUUUCCCGCUUCAGGAUGAAAGUCUUGCACCCGUAUCCGUAAGCCAGCUCCUUUCGGACCUCAACCAAGCGGAGGCAGAACCUAGAGUUCUUCGUGAGCAGAUCUGUGCCCCUGGUGACUGCUCAGCACAAUUUACUCUCGCACCAUUUCAGCUGAACCCUUUCCCAGGGGAUAAUCCUUCCCAGAUCUUUGGCCUUGGUACUGAAGGUUUCUAUGUGUCUAUUGUAGCUGUUCUGAGUCACCCAUUCAGUCGCGGAUCAGUGCAUAUACAAUCAGCUGAUGCAUACUCAUCACCCAUUGUUGAUCCGCGUGCUAUGUCUCACCCGCUAGACUUGGAGUUACACGCACGGCACGUACUACUCCUCGAGAAGAUCCGUGAUACUCCACCACUACGACAGCUAUUUAAAGAGGGUGGGCGGCGUCUGCAUCACAGCGGGCAGAAGAUUGAGACGUUGGACCAAGCAAAGGAAGCGGUUAAGAACGGAUACACACCGCAUUAUCAUGUAUGCGGAACGACAGCCAUGAUGCCUCGAGAAUCUGGUGGUGUGGUGGACUCGAGCCUAAGGGUCUAUGGAGUGGACGGCUUAAGAAUUGUUGAUGCAAGUGUGUUUCCACUAAUUCCGAGAGGGAAUAUUCAAAGUUCAGUCUAUGCAGUUGCUGAAAAAGCUGCUGAUGUCAUUAGAAUUACGUACGAGGAUGAAAAUGGCCAAGUACGCACUUGGGAGGCGAUGAAGCGCCCUGGACGUCCGAGCACCAGUGCCGUUGAUGCUGUGCAGAUGAUCGCCGUCAUUCAUCAUAAAGAAGGUCCCAAGGUUCUCCUUGAGAAACAGUUUCGCGCGCCAGCAGGUAAAAUCGUUGUUGAGUUUCCAGCUGGAUUAGUAGACGAAGGCGAGACUGUAGAGCAGGCGGCGCUACGUGAGUUGAAGGAGGAAACAGGUUACGUUGGGGAAGUAGUGCCAGACCGUGGAGGUUCAAGACCGAUCCUUUUCAGCUCUCCUGCAUCCUCGAGCUCAAGGACAUUUCUCAUCCAUAUAAGAAUUGACCCGGAAAAAGAAGAGAAUAAAAACCCAAAACCUCAACUAGAAGAUGGUGAGUUUAUCGAGGCCUUUUGGGUGUCAUUAGACAACAUAUAUGCCGAAUGUAGGAAUUUAGAGGCCCGAGGAUUUGCGAUUGACGGCAAGGUCGGUGUCUUUGCUGAGGGUCUCGAGAUGUCUAAAAUUUGGCCAGUUUCAUGA